This is a messenger RNA of Cylindrotheca closterium, 2469 nucleotides long. The record is from the annotation of a GenBank genome assembly. NCBI's taxonomy places the organism in Eukaryota, Bacillariophyta, Bacillariophyceae, Bacillariales, Bacillariaceae.
AUGGAAUCAUCAUCAUCGUCCUUACAAGCAUCAAUAGAAAACACAUCACAAGAUUUUCCUUCUCUAUCAGAUGCUCAAGAUUAUGUGCUUUCUCUACUGCCAAUACCGGCCUCGCUUUUAAGCAUCUUUGGAAGCGUUUGCAUCAUCCGGAUGAACUUUCAAACGCAAAAUAACAAGUCCAAGAAGCGAACGCCUUACAAUCGACUCUUGAUUGCCAUGAGCGUAUGCGAUAUCAUCUAUUCUAUAACGCUUGCCGGCAGCAUCUUUCUAAUGCCCCAGGACACUUCCCAUCGAAUAUUAGCGUCUGGAAACGAUGAAACCUGCACUCUCGCUGGUUUCCUCAUGCAGUUCUCGAAUGCUACCAUCAUCUACAACACGAUGCUCAGUUUUUACUUUUUGUGUAUUGCCAGGUUUGGAAUUAGCAACGAAAAGAUUUCCAAAUGCAUCGAACCGUUUAUGCAUAUACUCAGUAUUGGGUAUCCUUUGAUCACGGGAUUGUUUGGAGCCUUUAUGGGAGUUUAUUCGGAACCAGAACUAUCCAAUGCUUGUUGGGUGAACAAUUACCCAGAAAAGUGUGGGACAGUCCUCUUGGAUGGGCCUGGUGCAUCGGGAGAAGCCUGUAUAUCACCCAAAAUAGCGUGGGCCUUUGCGGGAAUGUGGUAUAUUGUUGCCCUAUUUUCCUUGGCUGGCAACAAUGUGGUAAUUUGCAUUCAUGUUUGGCGCCAGACAAGGUCCAGGCCUGCAAGGAAAAGCCCAACGGAACUCAAAGCAGCCGCUGAAGCCGAACUUGGUGUUGUAAAUGAUGACGACGACGAAAGCUACAGUUUGGAGUCUUCCUCCCUGCAUCUGGAUAAUCACGAAAAGCCCAAUACAGGAGGAGGGUCUGGAGCAAGUGUCGCACCACUAGAGAUGGAUCGAGUCCCACAAGAAGGUGAUACCCAAUUGGCUCGAUUGAAAUUGGUUCGAUCGCAAGCAUUGCUAUUCGUGGGAAGCUACCUGCUGUGUAUGCUUUGGACCGUGACCUUGCGGUUGGUGGAAGCCUAUGCGGGUUCGUACGAAGACAAACUGGCCGCCAACAAUUACGUUUUGCUGGUCUUGCAGGCUUGGUUCUUGCCACUUCAAGGACUCUUGAACAUGUUUGUCUAUAUAAGGCCCAAAUUCUUGAAACGAAGACAGCUUAAUCCGAACGAACGAAUGUUUGAAUCCAUGAUGAUUUCGGUGUUGGGAGAGACAAAACCAAUGGUCGCGGAGGGAGCUAUCGAUACAGGUGCUCGUGUUGCAUCAAAGCGACCAACCGCCAACACUCCAAGGACCAAAACUUCGGAACAGAAUAAGGACCCACUCUUUGCACGCUUGAAACGAAGCUUCAUGUCUUCCAUUACAGCCAGUCAGGGCGAUUUUGUGGAGAAUGUCGAUGACAAAGAACGAUGGGGCGCUCCAGAAGUCUUACAAGAGGCCAUGGGUGCGCCACAACGAUAUUCGUCCAACAAGGGAACUGGAAGCUCUUCUUGUCUGGAUAUCCAAGACAGUUCUGGCGAUUUGACCUCCAAGAAUCGACGAUCUUCCUCCAACUCCUUUUCCGCAACUCAGACCUCCCUCGCCUCCUUUUCGAAAAGUCCAUUGCCGGUAGACCGAAUGAAAUCAGUGGCCCAACGUUGUCGUAGUGGUGGUCAUGAUUCGCCCAUCAAGUUUCCGCACCGACAGGAAUCGAAGCAUCAGCGAGAUGGAGUAGUAAUGGAAGAGGAUCUAUCUGCCGGAGACAAUGACGCUAAUCGAUGGGGCCCAAUAAACAGGAUUAGUGAUGACGAAGGUCUGCCAAGUUCACCUAGGCGGUGCUCAUCCGACAUGGCAUUCAACAUGGAAGACCUUCCAGCGAUCGACGAGGUGGGCGAGAAUCGGAAAUCCUCUGGGUCUCGUAGUACUUCAGACAAUAACGACUCAUUCGAAAUCCGCCAUGACUCCUCGGCCAAACCAUCCAUCAAAAAGCUGAAUGCCAACAUGGACCGAUGGCAGCUCCUCGAGCCUCCAUUGGAAAUCACUGCUGGUUUGGAUAAACCAACUCGUCUCAUUUCUGACGAUGAGCUUGUGCUAGUGGAAGAAUCCGAGGAAAUUGUUGACGAGUCUACCGAGAUGAUUGAUCAAUCUGAAGAAAUGGCCAGCUCACAAGAAGCUGAUCCACGGAGAAGCAAGCACAAUUCCAUUAGCAUGACAGGUAGUCUUUCCGUUGCCAAAGACCCAGAGGUAUCGGAAUCGUCAGACAUGUGGUCCUCUGAACUCAAGCCCCCCUUUGUCAAUAGGCGACCCCUUGACAAUAUGCGACCGCCACUAGUUGAUCGAUUGGCGGUAUCCGAGCAAAGUAUAUCUGCGCAAUCCUAUUGCUCCAAUCGGACCUCCGCGUCGCUGGACGUGGCACUGAAAUUACCCAUGCGCGUGGCGAGUGAAGCCGACGAAAUGGACUCGGUUUCAUGA